Messenger RNA from Auanema sp. JU1783, 1836 nucleotides. The record is from the annotation of a GenBank genome assembly. Lineage: Eukaryota; Metazoa; Nematoda; Chromadorea; Rhabditida; Rhabditidae.
AUGAGGUGGCAGGUAUUUGCCAUAUUUUUCUUUCUGUCUUUCGCUUCGAACAAGGCAGAAGAAGAACUGGAAUAUGAGCUUGACGAAGGAGUUGUUGUAUUGACUGAUAAAAAUUUCGAUGCUUUCCUGAAGAAAAACCCUACUACUCUCAUUAAAUUCUACGCACCAUGGUGUGGACACUGUAAGCAUCUUGCUCCCGAAUAUGAGAAAGCAGCUGCCAAAGUGUCUAUUCCUUUGGCCAAAGUUGAUGCUACCGUCGAAACUGAAAUAGGAAAGAAGUUCCAAAUUCAAGGCUACCCAACACUGAAAUUCUGGAAGGAUGGAGAAGGGCCUACCGAUUAUGAUGGAGGUCGCGAUGAACAAGGAAUUCUCGAUUGGAUAAAUCCAAGAAUUGAUCCUAAUUAUAAACCACCACCAGAGGAAGUCCAAGCUCUCACUGUUGAGAACUUCGAUGAAGUUAUUGCUGAACAUGAAUUGGCACUUGUCGAGUUUUAUGCUCCCUGGUGUGGGCAUUGCAAGAAGCUAGUACCUGAAUUGGAGAAAGCCGCACGUACCUUGAAAAACCAAGGAUCUAAGAUUAGGAUAUUCAAAGUUGAUGCUACUGUUGAGAAGAAGUUAGGUGAUAAGUACGGAGUGUCUGGUUAUCCUACUAUGAAGCUUAUGCGAAGUGGCAAAAGGUUCGACUAUCAAGGACCACGUGAAGCAACUGGAAUCGUUAAGUACUUGUUGAAACAAGCUGAACCAGCAGCUAAGGAACUUAAAGGCAUCAACGAAAUUGAAAAAUUCUUCGACAAAGAAGACGUCACCAUCAUCGGCUUCUUCCCGAGCAAAGAUUCUACAAACUUUGAAGCUUAUCACGAUGCAUCAGAGAUGCUACGUGAAGAGUUCAAGUUCAUGGGAUAUACCUCCGAUCCUAAAGCUUUCAAGAAAUAUGAUGCCAAACCAAAUGAUAUAAUCAUUUUCUACCCAGCUCUUUUCUAUAGUAAAUUCGAGCCCAAAACAAGGACUUAUAACAAGGUUGGAUCUACACCUGAAGAUCUCCUUUCUUUCUUCCGUGAUCAUUCGGCUCCUCUGGUUGGAAAAAUGACUAAGGCUAACGCUGCUACUCGCUACAGCAAAUUCCCUCUUGUCGUUGUUUAUUACAAUGCUGACUUCAGCAUACAGUACCGUGAGGGUAGUGAAUACUGGAGACAAAAAGUUCUUAACAUUGCCCAGAAGUAUCAAAAAGACAAAUACAAGUUCGCUGUCGCUGAUGAGGAAGAGUUCAGCAAAGAAUUAGCUGAGAUUGGUCUUGGUGAUUCUGGGUUGGAACAUAACGUUGUCGUAUUCGGUUACGAUGGCAAGAAGUACCCCAUGUAUCCCGAAAUUUAUGACGAGGAACUCGAUGAAAAUAUGGAAGCUUUCAUGAAGAAAGUCAGCUCCGGCCAAGCUAAGGCCUAUGUCAAAUCUGCACCGUUACCUAAGGAUGACAAAGGUCCUGUCAAAACUUUAGUAGGAAGCAAUUUUGAGAAAGUUGUGUUGGAUGAAAACAAAGAUGUUCUGAUUGAGUUUUAUGCUCCAUGGUGUGGACAUUGUAAGGCCUUCGAACCAAAGCUCAAGGAGUUAGCCACGAAAUUGCAAAAAACGCAACCCAACUUGAUCCUUGCCAAAUUCGAUGCCACUGCCAACGAUGCUCCAUCAGGUUUCAACGUUGAAGGAUUCCCAACUAUUUACUUUGCUCCGAGCGGAAAGAAGACUGAACCGAUCAAGUAUAAUGGAAAUAGAGCACUUGAUCACUUGACCGACUUCAUGAAACAACAUGGUGUUAAAUCUUUCCAAAAGAAAGAAGAGUUAUAA